AUGCCUGCUCACGGAAACUAUACGACCGAAAAGAUCCGCUAUCCGUCCCACGGCGAGACAAUUAGUGCGGUGCUCUUCCGGCCUAUGGGAGUCGCUAAUCCUCCUGGUAUCGUCCUUACCGGACCCUAUUCAUUCAUCAAAGAGCAGGCACCGUACCAGUAUGGUUCUCGGUUGGCCGACGAGGGAUACGCGGCACUGAUUUUUGACCCGCGCACGGUGGGUGAGAGCACGGGAACCCCGCGGCGACUCGAGAACCCGAAAAUGAAGAACGAGGAUGCUAUCGCAGGGCUGGACUACCUCGUCUCGCGCGGCGAUGUCGACGUUUCGAGACUGUUCGUGGUCGGCAUCUGUCAGGGUGGACCUGAGAGUCUCGAUAUUGCAUCGUACGACGACCGAGUCAAAGCUGCGGCGUCCGUCUCAGGUUAUUUCCGCGAUCACGAGACAGACAUUUACAUGAUCAGCGUCGGGUGUGUGGCUUGGGAACCGGGCAUGGAUAUUGGAUCCCUCAAGAUGCCUACGCCGGAACAAGGUGAAGCACUGUUGCGGGCGCGACUCGAACGAGCCCGUAAAGCUCGCGAGCUGUACGAUACUACAGGUGAAGUUGUCUACCAACCUCUAGUCGACCCAAAGGCCGCCGAUCCAGACACUGGGGCUUUAGCUGGUCUCCCAGGCCCUACGGUAUGGGCGUGGUACGGACCCUGGACCUUGAAGGGAUUCGAGAACCGUUAUGCCGUAAUGAGUGAUCUCGAUCAUUUCUCAUAUACCACCGUCCCGAGCGUAGCGAAGCUCAACAAGCCAGCCUUAAUCAUCCAUGGAGACAACUGUAUGAAUGCACCCGCAGCCAAGAGACAUUUCGAAUCCAUUCCGGCCACAAACAAAAAACUGAUCUGGAACAACGAUGUCUCCCACUUUCAGCAUUACGACCAGCCUGAUGUGGUCGAUAGAAAUGUGGGCGAUAUUGCAAAUUUUUUUGCUGGUGUUUAA
Molecule: messenger RNA, 984 nt
Organism: Exophiala oligosperma
Lineage: Eukaryota; Fungi; Ascomycota; Eurotiomycetes; Chaetothyriales; Herpotrichiellaceae
Exons: 1
Coding region: 1-984 (327 amino acids)
Molecular function (GO): hydrolase activity
Source: RefSeq, a predicted model, not a curated record